AUGGCGCCAUCCAUCUUGUCGAGUCGGCCUCAUUCGCGGUCCUCAAUGAAGAGUGACCAGGCGCGAUCUACCACCGGCAAUGUGUCGCUCAAGUACUUUCUUCCGAACAUCGCCUCGCCAGCGAAGACCGAAGUCACAGUCCCACCACAUGCUGCGGCACAACAGGCCGUGGCUACAAUGAGCCCUGACUCCCGAAACCUGGUACAUGGCUACAUGGUGGUCGGACUCGCAAGACUUCCAGAGGAUUGGAUCAUGUCAAAUCAGUCUGCAGCAAGCAAGGCAUAUCGCGCACACGGGAGCAUUGGCCCAUGCAUACUACCCACGAUACUGGGUAGCAUUCCUACCCAAGACAAGGACGCAGCCACGGCGCAAAUGUUUUCAUCUGCUUUGAAGGCAGUGUUUCCCAACGAUGCAGAGGUCUGCUCAACGCCACGAGCGCCCACUUCGACUUGUCAUGGAUUCGUCCUACAAAUGCACAGCUCCCAGAGUCUCUACGGUGUCGCCCUGAAGCUGUGGGUGAAGUCGGAUAGUGAGCGAACAGGAAAGAUUUUGGAUGUGCUCACACCGAAGGACUCGGCGCGCAAUGCCGAGACAACAACUUUGUGGAUGCCGUAUUGUCUGGCUUAUCUGUCGCACUAUCCGCUCUUUGAUCUAAUGAGCGAUUACCUGCGCUGCACAUGGAUGUUGUACGGCAAGGACCCCGACAAGUUCAACAGCAAUGGUGUCCUCCGAAUGACGCGACUACCGCCGCCGCAGCCAGAUCAGAUCCUCCGGAUCGAGCUUGAUCAGUAUACCUUCUCAUACCUGAUGCCAGCAAGUCCUCAAGAUUUCCAGAACUUCGCCCUAUGGCCGUUCUUCACCUGUCUCACUCCGUCACAAGUGAUUGCUAUCCUCGAAGCGGCGCUUUCACCGAAGGGACGAAUUGUGUUCACGAGCCAGUAUCCGGCAAUGAUGACAAUCGCGUCUGAGACUGUUAGAUACUACGUCAAGACAUGGGGCGGGUUGUACCAGCCGAUAGUAUAUGGAAAUCAUGCUCAGGAGCUGCUCAAUGAGGAUGCUCCUUACAUGCUGGGCCUGACGCGGCAAUCGCGAGCGACAGUUGCCGCUCCUCGGGAUGCGCUGGUGGUUGAUCUUGACCAACAUCGCAUAUACACCUCACGACCGCCAGGGUCAUUAUCUGCACGCCAGCGGAAGAAGUAUGCUGCGCUAGUUUCAGAAGCUCUGUUCAAAGCCGAAGUGAAUGGUCCACCAAAGCACCUCAAAUCAGCCUACGAGCAGAACAAUCGCUUCAGUGCUGCCGGCAGUAUGAUGGGCACUUCAGACCACAGCCCACGUGCGGUAGGCGAGCCUGCCUGGUGGGAUCCCGCUAGAGUCCAGACAGCUAUUCAGCAUGUGUGCAAGCGCAUUCGACAAAACUACAAACUCCUUUCCGCACUCGACAGUGUCCGGAAGCAGUCCAUCAAGGUGAACGUCACAGACCUGAACAAGAUGAUCCAUGAUCGGAACCAUUUUGCUCGGAACAGCAUCGACGCCUGGGAUUCCUACAUCAAGAUCAAACGACGUACUGAUGUCAAAGUCAGCGAAUUGCUCAAGCGCGAGUCACAGCUCGAAUCUUCUGUUGCGGAGUCGAAGAAGGAAUUCGCCGAUCUGAGCGAGUGCACAGAACAACUCAUAGAGGACACACGACAGCUGCAGAAGGUGGUGAAUCAGCAAAAGAAGGACAACGCGAAGACAGAGAGCGACCUCCAGGAUAAGACGGUUCACGCGAAGCAGUUGUCGAAUCACGUAUCGGAGCUGCAGAGCGAGCUGAAAGACGCCAAUCAGACGCUAGCCAUGCAGCAAGAGUUGAUCGAGGAGAUCGAACGGUCAAGAGAUAUGGCAAAGCAAUUCGAGUCCAGGUUCGAAUCGGUCUCACAGGAGCGCGACGAGGCGCAUCGAGCAGUGAUCCAUCUCACAAGCUUGAUCAGCGGACAGAUCGCAUAUAUCGAGCGUGUGCUGGCCAGUCUGCUGGCACCACAAAGCCGGCCAACCUCAAGGACAGAAAGCCGUGCCAGUAGGCGGCGCUCGUUCCAGACGAUGCCCGGAGGUCCAAUACCGACGAGCCCGGGCAUGAAUCCUCGCUCUUCGAUGGUACUCCCGCGCAGUCGAAGCGGCACGAUGGAGCUCUCCAAUCCGCUCUCGCCCCUAGCAUCGCCCUUUGCAGCCCACUUCUCGCCUUCCCGGAGUGGCAGUCCCUUAGCUCAAGUCGAGAUGGCAGAAGAGGAGCCAAGCCUAAGAGACAAAGUCGGCGCUGUUGCUGCUACUGUGAGGAAGAUCAAUCAGCAAUGUCUCGCAGCAAUUCAGGACCUCGCAGAGAGGAGAAAUGAGCUGGAUGCGCCGAGUCCACAGCCCGAAGACGAGGAGAAUGAUGAGGACGUCGGACGAUCGUCAUCACCAGCAUCCGACGAGGACAGUCAGGCAUCUGAGACCCAAUCGUCGCCGGAAGAAGAGAAGCCGCAACACAACUGCGAGAGCGAUAAUGCAGGUCUAACCGCAGAUUCGCCGCAUUCGCUUUGUGCACGGGCAUCAAAUGUGUCAGCAAUAUCUUCGGUGCCUGACCUGGACUCGUCGAGCUCGACCGUGAGGAGCGACAGCGUUCUUACAGAUCCCAGGGACGAAUAUUCGACGCCUAGCCCAGGAAACAAUGUUGUAACGGAGCCCAGGAUACAAAGCAUCCUGGAGGUCGAAGAGGAAGUUGAAAAGGAUGGAACUGAAGCUGAGGCAAUUUUUGUGGAUGCUCAGACACGAAUGAUACCCAGAAUCGACACGAGCGGAAUUUUUGGCUGA
Cyphellophora attinorum is the source of this 2826-nucleotide messenger RNA. RefSeq lists its product as uncharacterized. Gene Ontology annotation, biological process: regulation of Rab protein signal transduction. The coding region runs from base 1 to 2826 and encodes 941 amino acids. Gene Ontology annotation, cellular component: cytoplasmic vesicle. The transcript is spliced from 2 exons. The record is from RefSeq and is a predicted model, not a curated record. NCBI's taxonomy places the organism in Eukaryota, Fungi, Ascomycota, Eurotiomycetes, Chaetothyriales, Cyphellophoraceae.